This is a messenger RNA of Aphanomyces invadans, 679 nucleotides long. Its product is annotated as pyridoxal 5'-phosphate synthase, glutaminase subunit Pdx2. The transcript is spliced from 4 exons. Lineage: Eukaryota; Oomycota; Saprolegniomycetes; Saprolegniales; Verrucalvaceae. The record is from RefSeq and is a predicted model, not a curated record. Gene Ontology annotation, biological process: pyridoxal 5'-phosphate biosynthetic process; pyridoxine metabolic process. Gene Ontology annotation, cellular component: cytosol; glutaminase complex. Bases 7 to 627 code for a protein of 206 amino acids. Gene Ontology annotation, molecular function: glutaminase activity.
CACGAGAUGGUCAAGAUUGGAGUCCUCGCGUUGCAAGGCGCGUUCGAAGAGCACAUCGCGAUGCUGCGCCAAGUCGGCGCGGAUGCCGUGGAAGUGCGCUUGCCGGCGGAACUUGACGGCUUGGAUGCUCUGGUCUUUCCUGGCGGCGAAUCCACAGCGAUCGCCAAGGUGGCGGAACGAUGGGGCAUGAUCGAACCGUUGAAGCAAUGGGUACACGACAAGAAACCAAUCUGGGGUACUUGCGCCGGCAUGAUCCUGUUGGCGCAUUCCGCUCGGCAUGCGAAGCAAGGUGGUCAAGCUCUCAUCGGUGGUUUGGACGUGGAAGUGAGCCGCAACUUUUUUGGCGCUCAGAUCCGCAGCUUUGAACAAAACAUUCAAGGACCUCCGGGCUACGGCGACGAACCGUACAACGCCGUGUUUAUCCGUGCUCCUGCCAUUGUAUCCGUGGGCGAGGACAUUCAAGUGUUGUCGGAGCUCACGAACGCGCAUCCUGCGGAUGGCUCGGACCCUUCAGACGUCAUCGUGGCUGCUCGCAAGGACAACAUUCUUGUGACCGCAUUCCACCCGGAGCUGACGACUGACGCGCGAUGGCACCAGUACUUUGUGGAGCAAAUCGUCCGCAAGUAAUCCAUAUAGAGCAUUUUGUCAUAUCCGUUGGAUGUGCAUUCGGUCUCCGCGC